AUGUUUCCGGUCGCUCUGUUGGCUAUCCUUUUGUGGUCCGUCUUGGCAAAUGAAACAUCUUUUCAUCAACGUGUGGUCGGUAUGUCCGGAAAUUAGCAUUUGUUUCUAUACCAGCAAAUGAAAUAAUUACGUUUUUAUUCUGCCCGACUUUGUGCUGGCCCGCUCGAGCGAAUUUAUUUGACUGUUGAAUAUUAGGACCGUUUGCACCUUCCUUAAUAUCUCCUUAGGGUUUUGCUUGCGUCGUUAGUCUGACUUAGGGUUAAGUUUAUGCUUAAAUACUGUUAUAUGUUCGAACAUAAGAUACCAUGCAUACAGUAUAUCAGAACAAAGCGCAAGUUAAAAAUUUUUUAAACAUUUUUUUGAAACCAAAAUUCUCAGUAUUCGUGUGGUUGCGAAUGUUGAAAACAGAAAUGCUUGGCACAGUCAAGGCUUGGGGAAACGCAGAUACCGAAAAAAAUUAGUUGACUGGCCAAAAUUUAGGAGGUAACACAUAUAUGAUUAUAUGAAUUUAACAGAGGUUGUUUCUUGAAAAAAAGCGGACCAUAUUAGUUAAUGUUAGCGUAGGUCAAAGACAAAUUAAAGAGCUCUUUAAUUAGUCCACGACAUACGCUAACAUUCUGACAUAGACGCAGAGUCCAAAAAUCACGAAGACAGACAGAAAUUAAAGAAGAGUCAAUCGAAAAACAAUGAGGCAUGCGGUAGAAAAAUGAAAAAAACUCACAAAAACGGUAUGGACAUUUAAUGAAUAUCGAAAACUGACAAAUAUUUGCACGUGCAAAAGAGACGAAAGACCACAGGCAGGUGGGUGAAAGAAACGUAAAGUAGACAACAUAAAAUCAAAUUAAAAGGGACAAAAAGCAUAAAAAACGAGCGCAAGAUUUAUACCUAAAAUACGCUCGUAAAUGCAAACAAAAUUGCAAGGAAAUAAUAACGAGAAAAAAUCAAGAAAAAGGUCGGGAUAAUGGUCCAUAAAAUACACGAAAAUGAAGGCUAAAAAAAUAAUAAAAAAAAAAGAGGAAGUGCGCAUUACACUCUGAGAUGUGUGCAAAAAAUAUAAAGUUCUGUAGGCCUUGACAAAAUAGAUAAUUGCUAUGUAGUAAAAUGGAGAUGGCAUUCGGAAUGAUGAUUUGCUGUCUUACAACAGGUUCGACCACAGCAGUGACAGGUGAGCCAGGAUUACCAACUGCGGACACCACAACUGAACCCGGUGAGGGUAAAGGCACGUUAGCCUUUGAAUGAAAUCGCAAGUUCUUACUUGCUUUGAGAUGAAUCAUGCUGAAUUAGGAGUGUCUGAGAUGGAUUGAUGAAGUGAGAUUGAGAAGGUAAAUGGCAGGUGAAUAGGUGGGGAUAUUUUGUGGUAAAUGUGCAUGUAAAAACGCAAUUCUUGGGGCAUGCAAUGCAUGUCUGUAGUGACAGGGGAGAGAUGCGAAAAAUAUGACGUGCACAUCCCAAUAUCGGUAUCUGAGAUGAAGUGUGAUAUUGCCUGCGAUAUAGUCGGGAGAGAUAUAAGUUUUUAGGUGAGACGAGCGGAAGCAUAUAUCUACUCAGAUCUGCUGUUGCGACAGUUCUGACUUCUGUGCAGAAUGACAAUACAUGCAAUGAAGUUCUUAUUACUCUCUGUGAUGUGUGCGGGUGUGUUUGUGUUCUCUAGGUCCUGUCAGAUGAGGAGAUAGAUAUUUGCUUUGUAGUGAAAUGGAGAUAGCAUUCGGAAUGAUGAUUUGCUGUCUUACGACAGGUUCGACCACAGCAGUGACAGGUGAGCCAGGAUUACCAACUGCGGACACCACAACUGAACCCGGUGAGGGUAAACGCACGUUAGCCUUUGAAUGAAUUCGCAAGUUCUCACUUGCUUUGAGAUGAAUCAUGCUGAAUUAGGAGUGUCUGAGAUGGAUUGAUGAACUGAGAUUGAGAAGGUAAUUGGCAGAUGAAUAGGUGGGGAUAUUUUGUGGUAAAUGUGCAUGUAAAAACGCAAUUCUUGGGGCAUGCAAUGCAUGUCUGUAGUGACAGGGGAGAGGUGCGAAAAAUAUGACGUGCAGAUCCCAAUAUCGGUAUCUGAGAUGAAGUGUGAUAUUGCCUGCGAUAUAGUCGGGAGAGAUAUAAGUUUUUAGGUGAGACGAGCGGAAGCAUAUAUCUACUCAGAUCUGCUGUUGCGACAGUUCUGACUUCUGUGCAGAAUGACAAUACAUGCAAUGAAGUUCUUAUUACUCUCUGUGAUGUGUGCGGGUGUGUUUGUGUUCUCUUGGUCCUGUCAGAUGAGGAGAUAGAUAUUUGCUUUGUAGUGAAAUGGAGAUAGCAUUCGGAAUGAUGAUUUGCUGUCUUACGACAGGUUCGACCACAGCAGUGACAGGUGAGCCAGGAUUACCAACUGCGGACACCACAACUGAACCCGGUGAGGGUAAACGCACGCUAGGCUUUAAAUUAUUUGUACAAUUUUUUGAUGCUUAGUUUUGGUUCAUCCUAUCUCUUUCAUUUUUGAUUUGAUUUUUGUAUUUUGGUUUUUUAUAUUAAUUGCGUGAUUGUUUUUUUAUUGCAUGAGACUUUGAAUUUUUUUGAGUGCAUCCUCUUCUUUUUUGUUAAUCCGCUUUUUUUCUCUCAUCGCAGUUUUGGAUUUCGCGAUGUUCCUCUCCCUUCCCUUCUGUUUUUCUUUUGUUAAUAUCUCUUGAUAUUUUUUAUUCCAAUUUCUUUGCUUUUUGUAAAGAGUAUUUUUUGUGAUUUGAUUUUUUUUCCUUUUUAUGUUUUAUUGCCUUUUACUUCUCUCUUAUCGGGUAUUUUGCCUUUUUUGCAUAAUAGUUUUUCUUUCGCUUUUUGUUGUUUUUUUCAUUCGGAAAGCGUUUAUUUGAUUUUGAUAUCUUCUGAAACCAUUUUUAUCUUUAUUGUGUUUGUAAAAGCCAUAUUUUUUGUUUAUCAUUUGACCCCUUUUUAUCGACUGCUAUCAUGUUAGUCUUUUUUAUUCCUUUUCUUGAAGUUUUGUGCAUAAUCUUAAUUUUUGCAUUUUACGAAAAUCCUUUGCCAUCCGCCUCUGAUUGCCUGCGAAGGUAAUUUUUUUCUUUGCUUCAAUUAGUUAGGUUUGAGUGAAAACUUGCCUCAUUACAGCAGUUAUACCCACAUCAUUGGAAAGUGUAUCAGGAUAAUCCCCUGGUGAUGUUUUAACGGGGCUCGCUGUCUAUUUACAUAUUUGUUUUGUUUAAAAUCAGAAAUUAUCCCUUUUUUAAAAUAAAUCCUCCUUGCAGAGACAGAUUAAAAUAAUUUGUGAAAUGCUUAACUUAACAUACACCUGUUCAUUCAUAUUUGAUAAUUUAUUUGCUACUUUUUUAUGUCCAUUUGCAUGAUAUUAACAAUGUACUCUGUAUCGUUGUCAGAUGAAACAUUGACACCAUCAACUGAUGCGCCAACUACGCCUGGUGAGUUCAUACUCACUAAUGCCUUUCAACUUACCCAGGAGGUCUCAUUUGGUUUGCGUAAAUUGCUGUUGUAAAUCGAAUUUUGCAGUUACCCUUCCUGAUGACGCAUUUUUCGUCAUAAUCACCUAUUGAUUUAGUGAGACUGAUAGUCAUCUGGUGGAUUCAAAAUAAAUUUCCUGGGAAAUCCUGCUUGGGAAUUAAAACAGUAUUGAUCUCUUUUGUUUUUACUGUCUUGUCAAAUUACAGGAACGUGUUUUCAAUGUCGGUUUUGUUGUUUCUAUGUACAAGUUCCGAUUUCUUUUGUCGAUUUUAUAAGGCCAAUGUUUCUCGUUGUUGUACCUUUUAAUAUUUUUGUUUUUUUCUUUCCUUUUUACCGCAUGAAUUAUGCGUUGUCAUCUUCAAUAUUUUAUUCCGGAAAGUCCAUCGCCUAGAUAUUUCCUGCCAUUGGUUAUUUUUGUUUCCAGAUUUUUUGUUAUGUCGUCGUUAUUUGUCAAUCCAGUGAUUUGUAUUCUGAUGUCUCUGCUAAAGACUAUGGUGUUUAAUAUUUUAUUCAGAACUUUUCCCAACCGAAAGAGCGUUGCUUCUAUGUUUACUAUUACUCUGAUCCUCUAUCUUAUUAUCGCCUAGUCCAAUCGACAUCCAAUGCUUUUUUAUUUUCUCGUUGUUUCCAGAUUCAAACCAACUGAGUGGUGGAGCAAUCGCUGGCAUCGUUAUAGGCGUUCUGAUUGCCUUGAUUCUCGCCGUCGCAAUCAUCUUAUUCAUCAUCAAAAGGAACACUCCGUAUGCAAAAUAUUUAAAUACGUUUUUUUGGCAAAGCUGGUGGCGUCUUUCGUUAUGUGAUUUUAUUCCAUAUUGGUUUUAUUAUGCUCCGAACCUGCCCUCAUCUUGGAUUAUGGGUGAGCCGAGACCUUUUAAGCAUUUACCGUGACUGCUGGUGACCUCAUCUUACACGACAGUAUAUUUAUUUAGUAAUUCGACUGCUAAAUGUUUAGUAUGGGGUACGCCCUCACCUUUUGUAUAUAUUUCGAUUUCGAAUAUGUUUUUUAACCAUCCCAGCUACUUAGGCUUACUAUAAGCUUGUGCCCACGGUCAAUGACUUAGUUAAUAAAGCUAAUCUACCAGAUGAACUAUUUGUAUUUUGAAGCGGGUUGGCUGUCUGCACGCGGAUUUAUGAUAUCAGACAUCAUUUUUUGUUGCUGUGGUCUGUUUGAGUGGUACUUACUUCGGCUACAUAAAGGUUUUGGAGAUCAAAAACACGUUUUUAGACAUAUGGCUCCUCAUCAUUGCUGUAUUUGUUUACUUACCAGCCUGUGUUCACCUCUAACCUUAUUUAUACCAUACACACUUUCAUAAAGCACAACAUUGCCUUUAUUGUAGAUUCCUCAAAUUUAAACACGCGGAUGUAAGUUUGUCCCAGCAUGUAUUUGAAUAGUUAUGAUUUCGAGAUUUCCUAAUUAGAAAUCCACAAAUAAUGGUUUUUUUACUCUUUCUUUAGAAAACGGACUGCUCGUUGUGA
Messenger RNA from Spirometra erinaceieuropaei, 4917 nucleotides. NCBI's taxonomy places the organism in Eukaryota, Metazoa, Platyhelminthes, Cestoda, Diphyllobothriidea, Diphyllobothriidae. The record is from the annotation of a GenBank genome assembly.